UCUAAAUCACAAUAUGGGAACGAUAAUGUAUCCUAAGAGUUGGUUGUAGUUCUAAUACCGAAGAUAGCCCUGAGUCGCUGAUAUUUCAAGACAAAUAGUUGCCGUUGCUUAAAAAAAACUUCAGUUGAGAAAGGAUGAAGUAGAAGCCUUCAAAAAGAAAAGCAAUGGAAGUUUAUUACAGCUUUCUCUGUGCUAUGUGCACCUGGACAUUGUUUUGCGAUGGGUUAAAUUAUGAAGCGCUCAAGAGGCCACAUAAAACUGACAAGGAGGCAGCCGUUAAAUCGAUACUAAGCUACAAGCUGCUCAUCGUAAGCCGUGGAGUAUAUAAUCACCCAGGCUAUCCGCAGUGUGUAUGCUCCCGCCUAAAGUCGGUGGGACAGCUGAAAUACAAUCACAACUUGACAUACUUGGACACGGAUGAAAAGGUGCCAACAGUCCAUGAAAAGCGCGUGUACCGGGAUGCUAUUUAUACAGUGAAACGUGAGCAAUCCAAAGUACGCCUAUAUAUCCAUGCUUAUACUAGCAAACAGCAUGAAGACAUGAAAAUGUCAGGAAUGUACGAUGUGUUAUACGCAAACAAAGAAUGCUUCAUCGCUGGAACAUUGCUCCCAAGUGACAAGUUAACUGCUGUAAACCAGAUUCCCAGCUCUCCCAAAGACAAUGCUGCUUGCUUGCUGUGGCGAAAGCUAAAUGCGGGAAAAAGAAGUCGACAUCGGUGUAGAGCAGCCUUCAAAAAGCGCUGUGCUAAAUACGGAAAAUACAGGUUUGUAUUCACCAGAGAGGCCUGCCUUAAGAAGAGAAUGACAAAGGUAUCUGAUCCCGGAGCCGUAGGCCUGAACUGAAUAAAGUAUAUCUAUUGGAA
Molecule: messenger RNA, 862 nt
Organism: Rhipicephalus microplus (southern cattle tick)
Lineage: Eukaryota; Metazoa; Arthropoda; Arachnida; Ixodida; Ixodidae
Source: RefSeq, a predicted model, not a curated record